AUGUCUAUAGCUGCGCCCAUAAUCACAUUCAAGGCCGGAAUCUGUGAUCUCGAUACCUCUACCAGCCCUCCCCAAGUUAAGCCAAAAUCAACUCCAGGAUAUAUUUAUCUCUACUCCGAAGAUGAUCUCAUUCAUUUCUGCUGGCGACCUCGGUCUGCUGCACUUACGGAUCCUGAGCUGGACUUAGUAAUGGUACCAUCCGACGGCACCUUCACUCCUUACCGAUCAACCCAAGAAAAUACGCGGGCGCCCACGAACGGGCGUAUCUACGUCUUGAAAUUCUCUUCCAGCUCGCAGCGAUAUCUAUUCUGGCUACAGUCGAAGAGCCAACAUGAGCAUGACCUUGCAUAUUUCAGCCCCCGAGACCUGAAAUUAGGGGAGAUUGUGGAUACCCUGUUGCAAGGAGAAGAAGUUGAUGUACAGAGGGAGAUUGCUAAUCUCCCCUCGAACGAACACGGUGGAGACGAUGGCGAUGACGAUGCUACUAUGGAAGAUGUAGAAGGAUCGCACCACCCCAGUGACAAUCAUGGCGGGCACGGCAGCGGCGGUGCCGGUUUUGACGCUACGGGUGGUGACAUUCGCGAGGAAGGAGAAGAGUCCCGUGAAGGUGGUGCAGACGGCGGCCGAGCGGCUUCUUCUGGUCAGCCGGACGCGUCCUCGGUGAUACAAGGUCUUUUAAACUCUCUUCAAGGAGGAAACCAACCCGCUCAGUCUCAAAGCGAAGAAUACCUUUACACCACCCUCGCCGACUUGCUAUCACCCCCAUCAACAAUUCCGAUGAUUGAAUCCGCCGAUGACAACCAAGUUGACAACUUACUCAACUUUCUCCCACCAGCUCUUCUUCUCUUAGCGCAGAACAUUGACGACAUACCUGCAUCGGACAUUAACGCGGAGACGGCGCAAGCUGUUCUUCUCUCACUUGAUCUAGAGCAGAAGAGAGACAUUCUCCGUCGUGUAUUACGGUCCCCACAAUUCACCCAGAGCCUGGGCAGUCUUACUGUUGCUAUCAGAGACGGCGGUUUGCCUAGUAUCAGUGAAGCGCUCAAGGUCCCAGUGGAAAAUGGAGGGUUUGUUCGAAGGGGCGGCGUUCCUCUAGGCGGGGGAGUGGCAGUUGAGGCCUUCGUAGAAGGAAUUCGCAAACAGGUCACGGAAAGGCCCUCUGGCAGUCGCGGAGAUACCAUGGAGACUGACUAA
Molecule: messenger RNA, 1194 nt
Organism: Talaromyces marneffei
Lineage: Eukaryota; Fungi; Ascomycota; Eurotiomycetes; Eurotiales; Trichocomaceae
Exons: 3
Coding region: 1-1194 (397 amino acids)
Biological process (GO): ubiquitin-dependent protein catabolic process
Cellular component (GO): proteasome regulatory particle, lid subcomplex; cytoplasm; nucleus
Molecular function (GO): proteasome binding; ubiquitin binding; endopeptidase activator activity
Source: RefSeq, a predicted model, not a curated record